GGUCUCAGGCCUUCCCUUAUCCUCAUCCUUUAUGUGGCAGGUAAGGUCUAGGCAGCCAGACAAGCGAGUCUAGCUGGAUUCAACUAGCGGCAAAAAGCAGGCCGCGUGCUGAUCCCCGCACUCGAGAGGCCGAGGGAGCGAGCAACCAUCAUCAGAUCAGUACCAGACAUGCAGCGGAGGGGCGAUCUGACAUAACACUCCGCACGCAUUGUCGAAACCGAGACCAGGCCACAAGGACGGCGGGCAGGCCUCCGGCCUGGUGGGAAUAGGGGGUUACUGCUAGCAGCAAAAGGCUGGCCGAAAAGAGGGAGAAGUCGGUACACAACAUGUCUUCGCUGCGAGCUCCCAGCUUCCUGCAGAGGCGGGAACAGGGCGCUGGUCGCCGUCUUGCUCACAGCAUACGCGAGCUGGCCGGAGAGCAUCUCAAUUUUUAUCGCGUCCAUGUCCUAUUCUUUGUCUUCACGCCGCUCAUCCUCUCCGGUAUCUUUUACGCCGCCAAUGGGGCUGUGCACAUCAAAUACAUCGACUGCCUCUUCUGCGUCGUCAGUGCCAUAACCGUCACGGGCCUUGCGACAGUCAACAUCUCCAAUUGCACUGCCUUCCAGCAGGCGAUCCUCUUCCUCGCCAUGGUCCUCGGCAACCUGACCACCGUCUCCCUCACAAUGGUUUGGGUGCGCCGCUACUUUUUCCGUAGAAAGUUUGACCAGCAGAUCCGCACCGACCCAAAGCUGCGACGCAGGGCGCGCGAGGCGCAGAGGCGCAUCUGGGCCGAGCGUCAGAUGGGCAUCCGAAAGGUCCAGCAACUCCUUUCCGGCCGCCUCCCCAACGGCAGCAGCAGCAAGCGCAAAGGCUCCAAUGGAGAAGAAGAGAAAACAGCAGCAGCACGUGCCGCGGAAUAUGCUCACGAGAAAGGCCUCCCCGUCGAGCACUAUCGUGAGCGGCAUCAGGUUGGCAAUGCAGGCAAAGCAGCGUCCUUAGGCAGUGUCAGCUCUUCUGAUGUGCCUGAGCACACUCCACAACAACCACAGCAGCAGCAGUCCAAAAAGGAAAGGGGUAAGGAUAGGAACAAGAAGCGCAAGGGCCCGCUGACUGCAGCGAUGAUCAGACGAGCGGACCAGCCCGCCGUGCUGAUGAACCCCAGCAUCAUCCCCGACUCGCCGCACCUGAUGCGAGACCGGCGUGCCUCCGCGUCCACAGGCGCGGGAGGCCUCCCGGCUUCCGCAAGCAUAGGCGGCCUUGGCAAUGCGCCUAGCGGAAGCGGGAUCCUGUCUAAUCGCUUGACGCAAGAGCCAGAGGAGAUCGAUCUGCCCACGGGCACGUCACCGACUGCCGAGUCAGCAGGCGCCGGCGCCGGCACAGGUUCGGGUACCAACGUUCCCAGCGUUCGCAUCGCACUGCCGCACAGCGCUAGCAGUCAAGCAUGCGACGCGAAUGCUGGGUCAAAGACGCUGGAGAAGGAGAAAAGGCUUGGAUACGAGGAGGAUGCAGAGGAGCACGAUGACCUCAAGUCAGAUCGCGGGAGCGGCGCUGAGGAUGACUCAGCAGAAGAGAUGAGCUACAUGCGCGCAUUUCAGCGCAGCGCCGAGCGUGCCGAGCGUGCGAGAGCGCUGCGUGCCGAACAGCUGCGGCGCAACGAGCAGGCUUCCGCGCAGCACGUGCGCACGCAUUCUGCCGACGGCCAUGGUAUGCCUGAUGUCGAGGCUGCAGCGGACUCGUCGGAAGGCGUGUCCGCGCCGCAUUAUCUUCGUGCUAGUCGGUCGACCGCUUCCAUGACCCAGAAUCGACCUGGCGUCACGCACGCGCCUCAGCACGCACCCCAACUCCACCCCCAGCAGCAGUACGACCCGCUGCGAAGGCGCGCGCGUCGAGGUUCCGAGGGUGCGUAUAACUUUAACACUGGCACGCUACCGCGCCAUGCUCCACCGCUUGCCACGUUUGACCCGAUGCCGCGCGCGCAGACAAUCGGCUUCGCCGAGCCGGUCGGCGCGACGCACAGGCACAGCCAUGGCGAGCAAGGCGGCCUCCCGAACUUUGCGGUGACAGCAACGAAUGCUACCUUCGGGCCUGGCGCCGGCGGUGGCGCUUGGGCAGGUAGCGCAGGUGCAGGCGCAGGGUUCAGCGUGGGCGGGCCAGGCGGACUGCGCCACCGACCGACUGGCCUCGAGUUCGAGCGAACUGCGACGCGCAGGUCGAUGAUGACGCAGGGUUCCUACCGCGAUCUGCGGCGGACGCGGACGAGCAUGAGCGGUUUGCAAAUCCACAGGACUAUGUCCAUGACAAAGAACACCGGUUUUGGCGGCUGGCCCACACCGGUCGACUUCGGGCGCUACAUCCUCAACACGAUCUUCCACCGCAGCCAGGUGAUGCCACGCACGUCCACCCUCGCCUCGACGCACUCGCUCGGCGGCCGGGGGCUCAGCGACAGCAUGACGGAGGGCGUGCGCACUGCACCUUACUUCUCUUUCGACGUGCUCGUCUCGCGCAAUUCGCAGUUUCACCAGUUGACCGAGGAGCAGCGCGACGAGCUCGGCGGCGUCGAGUAUCAGGCGAUCGACCUGCUUUCCAAGAUCAUCCCCGCCUACAUCCUCUUUGUCAACUUUUUCUUCAUCAUUCUGAAUGUGCCAUAUGCCAACAGCAAGGCCUUCCAGGACAAGUACGGCUCGGUAUUCGAAGUGCAAGGGACCCAUGCGCCGAAUUGGACGUGGUACUGGUUCUUUGCCAACAUUUCUGCGUACACCAACACGGGCAUGUCAUUGAUCGAUACGAGUAUGACUCAACAGCAGGACGCAUACCUCCCUCUCACUUCGAUCGCGAUGCUCAUCCUACUCGGCAAUACGGCUUUCCCGAUCGCCUUGCGUCUGUUCAUAUGGGUCUUCUCCAAGCUCACGCCAUCGUCCUCGCGCACGCACGAGAGCCUGCGCUUCCUCCUCGACCACCCGCGGCGUUGCUUCGUCUACCUAUUCCCAUCUAGCCAGACGUGGUUUCUGCUGUUUAUUCUCUGCAUGCUCAACGUGACCGAUUGGGUCAUGUUCCUUCUCCUCGACAUUGGCAACCCCAUCAUCGAGGCAAUUCCCGUAGGGCAACGAAUCUUCGACGGUCUUGUGCAGGGUGUUGCUGUACGUGCUGCUGGAUGGCAGGUCGUUAGUAUCUUGACGUUGGCCCCAGCUGUUCAGACGCUUUUUGUCAUCAUGAUGUACUUGUCCGCUUUCCCUAUUGCCAUGUCAGUCCGGUCGACUAAUGUGUACGAGGAGAAGUCACUCGGCAUCUUUGAGGAUGUUUCUGAGAAGGAAGAAGAGCCGAAUGAGCUUAAUGCCAGAGUUUGGAGCAGGUACCUUGCGAGCCAUGCCAGGCGCCAAUUAGCAUUCGAUAUGUGGUGGCUCGGCCUCGCAUUGUGGCUGCUCUGUAUUGUGCAAAGGGAUGAGAUUACAGAUCCAGCUUCAAACGGGUGGUUUACAGUAUUUUCAUGCCUUUUCGAGUUGACUUCUGCAUACGGUACGGUCGGUCUCAGCACGGGUACGCCUUCCGAUGCCUUUUCUCUCUCGGGCCGUUUCAACACACUGGGCAAGUUGAUCGUCAUCGCCGUCAUGCUACGUGGUCGACACAGAGGCCUGCCCGUGGCGAUCGACCGCGCCAUCCUAUUGCCCGGUGAAGUUGAAGUGGAAGAUGAGUCUGCCUGGUCGAUGCCCGGGUAUCCCACGGACGUUGAGGAAGGUGACCAAGAAGGCGUAGGACCUUAUCUGACGACGGGCAUCACACGCCCGUCCUCUACGCAGUCUCUCGAAGCUGUCGGCCCGGGCCCGGCGUCAACGGGCAAGUCAUUAGGGACGGCGGAAGACGCGCAGGGCGGCUUCCUGCGGCAAUCACUCACUGUCAUCAGUGAGGGAGCGACUCCAGGCGAAAGUAGCGAGAACCCUAUGAGCCGACAGGCCAGCAAGGCUCCAGAACAGGACGACCACGCUAACAUGCAGUUACAGCAGCAGCGGCGACAGGACAGUUACAGCAGCCGGUGCACAUCGGAGAGCAAGAGCAAAUCGAGAGAAGGAGAGAUGGCAGAUGGGGCGUGUGGCGAUGCGAACGAAAUUUCUGAGCUGCAGGGCAUGCCUGUUGUGCACAAGUUAGAAGAAACGCCCGCCUCGAUGAACAGGAGCAGCGGCGAAGGACAAGCGGCGACGAGUGCCGGCCAGCAAGGCGAUGCUGAAGAGGCGAUGCGACAACGCUUUGGAUCAGAUCCAUAUUUGCCAAUCAUCGAUACGCAAUAACAAUGGUUGUGGACAGCGGCUUCGCCCUUGCCUACGACGAGCAUGUUGUCCAGCCGAGCUCGCAAAUACGCGCGUUCGAACAUUCUAUUCCAUGUCACCGUACUUCUGUAAUAAUGUCUUAUCUGUUCUUUGCGAAAAUUGAGAG
Tilletiaria anomala UBC 951 is the source of this 4404-nucleotide messenger RNA. RefSeq names its product TrkH-domain-containing protein. The record is from RefSeq and is a predicted model, not a curated record. The transcript has 8 exons. Gene Ontology annotation, biological process: intracellular potassium ion homeostasis; potassium ion import across plasma membrane. The coding region runs from base 327 to 4259 and encodes 1310 amino acids. Lineage: Eukaryota; Fungi; Basidiomycota; Exobasidiomycetes; Georgefischeriales; Tilletiariaceae. Gene Ontology annotation, molecular function: high-affinity potassium ion transmembrane transporter activity. Gene Ontology annotation, cellular component: plasma membrane.